Messenger RNA from Zeugodacus cucurbitae (melon fly), 1848 nucleotides. It is a transcript of the gene Inx7, whose product is annotated as innexin inx7. NCBI's taxonomy places the organism in Eukaryota, Metazoa, Arthropoda, Insecta, Diptera, Tephritidae. The coding region runs from base 299 to 1579 and encodes 426 amino acids. Gene Ontology annotation, biological process: phototransduction. Gene Ontology annotation, cellular component: plasma membrane; gap junction. Gene Ontology annotation, molecular function: gap junction channel activity. The record is from RefSeq and is a predicted model, not a curated record. The transcript is spliced from 4 exons.
CAUAAGUCUUCAGUAUAACAUUGGCAAUAAUAUAAUGUGGUUUGCGCGCAUUGUAUUCUUCGAAACAGAAACGAACACAAAAAACGAAACGAAAUACGCGAGUGUAUUGUUAUAUUAAAGGGCUCCGCAAAACGACGAACUGUGGUGUUUUCAUACGAGCGAACUUAUGAAACAUAACGGUUUCAAAUGCAAGCGCAUUAAAGUCUACAUCGGCAAAACGGGAGUUUAGUAACAUUAUAUACGCAAUUUGAUGCUGAUUUCUUGCUUUUGAACGCCGUGCAAAAAGUAGAAAUCGAAAAUGUUGAACGCGUUCAGUGCGGUUGCGCCAUACUUGAAAUUCAAUCCGGCCUAUGUGGUAGUCGACAAUUUUGUAUUUAAAUUACAUUACCGUUGGACAUUCAUAAUUUUGUUGAUCGCCACUAUUUUGGUGACUUUGCGUCAAUAUUUUGGUGAACAUAUCAAGUGUAUAUCGGACACUAUACCGGCGCAUGUCAUAAACACAUAUUGCUUCUUUACGCCCACCUUCACGCUGGUGCGUCAUCUGAAUAAUAGCGCUUUGGAGAAAGGUCUCAUAUUUCAACCUGGCAUCGGUCCCGAAGAGACGCAACAUGAGGAAAUCAAACGACAUGCUUACUAUCAGUGGGUACCGUUUGUACUCUUCGGUCAAGCAUUGCUUUUCUAUAUUCCACACUUUUUAUGGAAAAGUUUUGAAGGUGGUCGCAUUAAGACACUCGUCUUGGGACUGCGUAUGGUCGGUCUCUCGCGGUAUUUAAAAGAUCAAAGUCUUAAAAUCGGAAAAUUAAAUGUACCAUCGUUGGAGGAGGCUGAGUCACGUGUGAAGAUUAUUCGUCGCGCCAUGAUCGAUCGUAUGCGCAUUAAUCAGUCGUGGGGUGCACAUCUCGCUUUGACGGAAUUCAUGAACUUGUUAAAUAUUUUAUUGCAAAUUUAUUUGACAAAUCGUUUUCUCGCCGGUGCCUUCUACAGCUUGGGCGUUAAAAUAUGGCGAGAACGUUGGACCGAUCAAAUGGAUGCACUCGAUGUGGUCUUUCCGAAAGUCACCAAGUGUCAUUUCCGUAAAUUCGGUCCGAGCGGCUCAAUCCAACUGCACGAUACCCUCUGUGUUAUGGCAUUAAAUAUUAUCAACGAAAAAAUUUACGCGGUUCUAUGGUUUUGGUAUCUAUUCGUUUUGAUCAUGACGAUAUUGGGACUGAUUUGGCGUUUGUGCACAUUUUUCUUCUAUAGGAACGUUCGCUUUACCAAAUUCACUUUUGCCUACUUCGCAAAGCCUGGACGCAUCGAUGAACAAGAAUUAGCCGCCGUGGUCGAGAAGUGUAAUUUUUCGAAUUGGAUGUUCUUGUUCUUUUUACGCAGCAAUAUUUCUGAGUUUCUCUUCAAGCGCGUGAUUUUCCAUUUGGCCAGUGAGUUGCCCGAUCCCGAGAAGGACAACAGCAUUAACGCAUUCUUGGAUAGAGAACAUACGGCGGCUAAGGUAGGAACAAGUGGAGGGGCGCAAAAAGUACAACUUGAUGAAGUCGAUACACCGCUACUGAGCGAGAAAGAUGGUGCCAAAAUGGAUUAAAAGUUUAUAUGUUAUUGUGGUGUUUUCCAUAGCAAUUUAUAUACGAUUUAGAGUUCGACUCAUUUUUUAUAAAGUGUAGCACUUAAGUUUUUAAUGUUUAUUCAUUAUUAAUAAGUUAUUGUUAUUUUCUAAAACAUAAAUCUAGUUAAAUUAAUCCAAAUUAAAUAAUAAAAUUCAUGGACUAGUUGAACUUGUACAACUGGUUUGAACUUGGUUCUGAAAUAUUAAUCAGAGAUAAUAAAGAAAAAGUCUGAAUGUAAUGAUGUCAA